Mesitornis unicolor (brown roatelo) is the source of this 678-nucleotide messenger RNA. Its product is annotated as WD repeat-containing protein 11-like. The annotation marks the transcript as partial. Gene Ontology annotation, cellular component: cytoplasm. The transcript is spliced from 5 exons. NCBI's taxonomy places the organism in Eukaryota, Metazoa, Chordata, Aves, Mesitornithiformes, Mesitornithidae. The record is from RefSeq and is a predicted model, not a curated record.
ACUGUAUGGGGAUGAAUCCGAACUGCAUUUCUGGACUAUUGCUGCCCACUAUUUGCACAGUUUAUCCCAGGAAAAGCCUGCAAAACCAGCAGACAUAGCUAUCCUUCAGGAACAGCUGGUUAAUCCCUUGGAUAUAUGCUAUGACAUACUGUGUGAAAAUUGCUACUUCCAGAAAUUCCAACUUGAAAGGGUGAAUCUCCAGGAAGUGAAGAGAUCAACGUAUGAUCAUACCAGGAAAUGUGCUGAUCAGCUUCUUCUCUUGGGCCAGACUGACAGAGCAGUACAGCUGUUGUUAGAAACAAGUUCAGAGAAUGCACAUUAUUACUGCGAUUCCCUCAAAGCUUGCUUGGUCACGACUGUCACCUCGUCAGGUCCAUCUCAAAGUACCAUUAAACUGGUAGCAACCAACAUGAUAGCCAAUGGAAAGCUCGCAGAGGGUGUGCAGUUGCUGUGUCUGAUUGAUAAGGCUGCUGAUGCCUGUCGCUACUUGCAAACUUACGGUGAAUGGAAUCGCGCAGCAUGGCUUGCAAAGGUUCGUUUGAACUCGGAGGAGUGUGCAGAUGUGUUAAAGCGUUGGGUUGAUCACCUCUGCUCUCCACAAGUCAACCAGAAGUCCAAAGCCAUUCUUGUCCUCUUGUCGCUUGGAUGCUUUACAAAAGUUGCGGAGAUGUUGCACAG